Mesocestoides corti is the source of this 2646-nucleotide messenger RNA. The record is from the annotation of a GenBank genome assembly. NCBI's taxonomy places the organism in Eukaryota, Metazoa, Platyhelminthes, Cestoda, Cyclophyllidea, Mesocestoididae.
AUGAGGAGUCGCGCACUGUUCACGCUCAUAACCGGCCUCGCAGCAGUGUACUGCGUAGUCGCCGUUGAAAGCGAUCGGCGGAAGGAAAUUCCCAUCGCGGGCAUGUUUGAAGCUGGCUCGGUGGGCGAGAGUGCCUUCUCGUUCGCUGUCUACUCCUACAACAGGAAUCCGCGGAAUCCAUUCUACCUUCUCCCUAAAUUGAGCAUUCUCAGCCCACCACACGAUGCUAUCACUGUCCUGGACAGGUUUUGCGAGCUCGCUGCGGACAAUGUGCUCGCGGUGUUUGUCAGCGAGUUGGCGUUUCGCUCGGAGGUAAGUCAGGUCCUUUCCAACGCCGCCACAGCCACCGAAGUGCCUUUGAUUACCACGGCGGGGGGCCAACGGCGUUCCUUUACCCAGAACCUCAUGCCCACAACCACGGCUGCUCUCGCCGAUGUGCUGGUUUACGAGAACUGGACGAGGUUCUCCUACCUCACCACGAGCAUCGAGGGUGUCGGUAGGUUGACAGAUCUGGUGGAAGAGCUGGAAGCCCGGAAGUCAAACUUCAGUCUAGCCGAAGUAACCGUCCACUACGUGGGCGGUUUGACGGACCAGCAGGUGGUGCUGGACACCCUAUUCUCUCUCGACAGUGCUCUCGAAAAGAGGAAAUGCAGACGACUAGUGAUCGAUUCGCGUGUUGAGGAGACUCGACGUCUGAUGCGGUUGUUUUCCAAAAUUGGCAUGAAUCGAGGCGAGUAUGAAUUCCUCUUUUCAAGCGUCAAUGUGGCUGACGCUGAUCUGACUGACUACAUUUACUCGGGCACAAAGUUGGCUGGAUUUCGUUUAAUGGACCCAGAACGCUCCGACGUGCAGCAGUUCAUGGCCGACUGGAACGGCUGGAGCAGUCGUGGCCCCACAGUCGCCUCGGACACCGCCAGCGGCCAGUCCGCAUCGUCUCCGGCGUUUUAUCAUGCAGCUCUGAUGGCCGACGCAUGGACAGCCAAAACCCACCUUGAUUUCGAAGCGUUCACUCCCCCACGCAUCGAGGAGCCUCAAGUUCCGCCAGACGAUGAGGGUCACUCUGAAGGUCUCCCGCAAGUCUGGGAAGAGGACUUCGACCCGGAUGUGGUAAUCGAUCGGACGCGUCUCGCUGACUUCCGCAACCGCACGAUUCGCGUGGUGACGAUUUGGUCGAGGCCGUUUGUACAACCGAAGUCGCACAAUACCGGCGGCCCCGAGCCCCUGGGAGUCGAUCGUUUCGAGGGCUUCUGUGUUGAUUUCCUGGAGGAGAUAAGCAAAAUUGUUGGCUUCAAGUACGACAUCCACAUCGUCUACGACGGCAUCUUUGGCACGAAGAUUGGCGAGUUGCCACCGGAGCGUGUGGAGGUCCUGUCACGGCGACCACUUAGCAACAAGAUCGAACGACGCGUCAAGACGAGGCGGCUGCAGGUGUGGAAUGGCUUGAUUGGCGAGAUUCUCAAUAACACCGCCGACAUAGUGGUGGCUCCACUAACCGUCAACUAUCUGCGGGCGCGAGUAGUCGAAUUCUCAGAGCCCUUUCUCGCCUUCGGUCUCUCCCUCAUCAUCAAGAAACCGGGAAAGCAGAAAUCUGGGAGUUUCUCCUUCCUGCGUCCACUCUCCAACGGGGUCUGGUUCGCAAUCUUCGGCGCUUGGAUUACCGUCAGCUUGGGGCUCUACAUCAUCGCGAGAAUCAGUCCCACGGAGUGGCAGAUGAAGAUUGAUCCACAAACCGGCAAGAGGUAUUACGGCCGUCAGUUCACCUUGGGCAAUGCAAUUUGGAUAUCUUUCGCGGCGUUUGUGCAACAGGGUGUGGACUUCGCACCCCGCGCUCCCGGCUCCAGACUCCUGGUUUCGGUUUGGUGGUUCGUCACGCUCAUUCUGAUCGCCUUCUACACGGCUAACCUCGCUGCCUUCCUCACCAUCUCCCUUCGAGUGCCGCCCAUCAACGGCUGGUCGGACCUGCUGAAGUCCGACAUGGAGUACGGCUCUCUGAGCUCGGGUUCAACGCGUGACUUCUUCUUCAACACCAAACUCGAACCCUUCGCGCAGCUGGGCGCGUGGAUGAAGCAGAACCAGCACGCUCUCGCCAACUCCUUAGAGAAGGGUGUGGAGAGAGUGCGUUCUUCGAAGGGAAAAUACGCCUUCGUGUUGGAAUCCGUGAUGAACGAGUACGUGAACAACAGGGAGCCCUGCGACACAAUGAUGGCUGGAAGCCCCUUUGGGAACUAUGGAUACGGGAUUGCUCUUCCGCGGAAGUCUCCGUUGAAGGAGGCCUUGAGCGACGCAGUCCUUCAGCUUAGAGAACGCCAGGUUCUGGCGACGUUGCGGAAGAAGUGGUGGAUAGAACGGGGCCAGUGCUCGGCCGACGGCGACGGUGAUGGCGACAUGUCGGAGUCGAACGCCCUCGCACUCAUCAACGUCGCUGGCGUCUUCUAUGUCCUAGUGGGAGGAUUGUUGCUGGCUCUGUUGGUAGCGAGUCUUGAACUCUGGUGGCACGUGGGGCUGUCUAGGAAGGCAGCAAGCAAGAAGACUAGGGCGGAUGCUGAUCAAGCCGAAAGCACUGUCGUGACACCGAAUAUUUGCCAAGACGACGAUCCUUGGACCCUGCUGCCGCACAAACGACUCGACGCAGCCACUAGCUCAUAG